GUCUCCUGUAUGUACAGCAGCAGCCCAGAGUGAAGAAGAGCCGUGGUGUGUCGUUCGUGUGUCUCUCGGUGUCGGGUCGCGAAAAAACAAAUGGCGUAACACCGUGUGUCCUCCUCAUCCCGGAAUCGUUGGAAUCGUCGUCGUGAAUGUUCCCGAAAGUUUCGAGAGUCGGCCGCGGAGCGUGUAAAAAGUGUAGAAUAGUGUUUUGGGCCCCGUUGUACAUCCGGCACUGAGCAGGGGGAAAAGUGGAAGCAAAAAGCUGAAAAUUCUUUGUAGGAUAUUGUGUGUGUGUGUGGGGUUGUACAUAGAGGAGGUUCCGCCGUGCGCGUUCCGGAACCCGGGGGUUGGCCGAGGUCGUGUGUAAAUAGUGAGGGGCCCCUUCGACAAAGCAAUUUCCUGUGCAGUUACUAACCAUUUCCGGUUAUUUUGUCUAGUUUAAACCUCUUACGGUGAAGAUUCUCCGGAUAUUCCCCGGAAGCUCAGUUCCCCGGAAGAAUCUGGCCAAAAGCGCCACCGUUUGUGUGUGUACAGUUAGUUAUAAAGACGACGACGACGGGAAAAUCUCGAGAGCUGCCUUUUUUUUUUUGCUGGUGGCCAAAUUUGCUGCUGCGUUCUUUGCCCUCCUCUCCAGUUUUCGGGUCGUUCCCGGGGAAGAAGGCGACCAGCAGUGCGCAGAGGGUGUGUGUGGCCGCGAGUUGCCUGUCUGUGUGCGUGCGAGCGAACGAGCUUGAAGAACCGUCUCUGGAAGAGCUCCAGCACCUGAAGAGUGAGAGCAAGGCGCGAUUAGCAUCAGGAAGAUUUGCCCGGAACAUCCGGAAGAUUGUGUGUGAGGAAGAAUCGAUCCCGGGGUGGAAUUACGGUCUACCAAGGAAGACUAGUAUUGUGCGUGUAUCCGCUUGUACUAACGCAGCUUCCGGAAGAGAGAGAGGAAAUAACAUCUUCAGAAGAGUGCACUUACCGGGGAUUUGCCGUUGCGGAACCGGUUCUUGCCGCAGAAGAUAGUGUGUAAACAGGCCGCGACGACAACAUCAACAGUGCGUUUGUUGUGUGGUUUUUGUUUGAAAACAACAAUAUCAGCGUUUGCACACGUCGUACACACACACAUCUACGCGAGUUUGUAGUCGGUCCACCCACGACGACGGCGGCGAAUAGCCAAGCCAAGAGUGUUAAGGUCACUAAGUGCAAGUGCAACGGCGGGGAAGGGAAGAAGUGAGUUAAGCGUGAAGGUGAGUGAAGAAGGAAGAUAAGCUGCGGCGCGGCAACGACGACGGUUUGUAACGCGACGCUCAGCUCGAAACGGACAUCGGACAUUGCGCAAGACAACGCCGCUUCUAGACAACGACACCGACCACUUCCCACCAGCAAACGCGGCGGCAACGAUCCAACACACUCCUCGCACCCGGCUAAGAACCGUGGGAUCAACAGCGUUCACUCGUUGUAACACUGCCAGUGCUGUGCCCGCAAAGCUACCAAAAUUCAUCUGGAAGUGGUAUGUAUCCCGUGUUGCAGCAUCCACUCGAGCCCGAGGCGAUGAAGCUGCUCGGCGGGCACGACGACGGGGGCGGACGGGGGGCGGCACCGAUCCGGUCACAGGACGACGCCGCGGUCGGGUACGUGUUCCAGCGGCACCCGAACGAGACCGAGUUCAACCAGUUCGCCCAGAAGCAGUCCCGGUGGGCGUCCGGCGAUGACGCCAUUAUCGACAACCAAGACAAGUGGAAGUACAACCCAACGCUGACGAACCACAGCACCGGAGGGCUGCUUCCGCCGCCGACCAUCUCGUCCGUCACGAAGCACCAGGUCCACCAGCAGCACCAACAGCAUCAGCACGCCAACGCCGUGGCCCAGCAGCAACAACAACAGCAGCAGCAGCAGCAGCAACAACAGCUUCAACAGCACCAGCAGCAACUCUCGAUGAUGAACCAUCCGUCGCAGCAGCACCAGCAGCUGGCGAACCACCUGGCCAGCCACCACCAGAACCAUCUCAACCAGACAAUGCUCAACCACACGGCCGCGGCCGCCGCUGCCGCCGCCAUGGGCAACGUGCCCACGAUGCAGAUGCAGAUGCAGGGCGCGGCCGGCAUGUACGACCACCUGCACCCGCCGAACGUGAACGUCAACGGGGUCGUCCAGAAGCCGCCGGGGCCGCCCGGCCAGGAGCAGCUCGUGUAUCUCGGGGGCGGCGCGCAGCAGUACGGCGUGCUGGCGCCCCAGAACCAGUACAUUGCACGGAACAACGCCGCGAUUAACACGUCGGCCACGAAGAAGCUGUGGGAGAAGGGCGGUGGCAGCAGCAACGACGUCAAGGUGGCCACCGGAGCGGGCGCGACCGGGCCGCUGGCACCGCUCCAGCUGCACGGCAGCACCGACCACCAGGUGUGGCGCGACUCGACGUGGUCCACGCAGGGCGACGCGAUCCUGGCCUCGCGGCGCAUCUUCCCGCACGCACCGGACACGAACCCGACCGGGUCGACGGGGAUUUUGAGCCCACGAGACUCGACGGGUGGCCUCGGCGUCAAGAUGGUCGAGUACGUACUGGGCGGAUCGCCCACGAACAAGGAGAGCCCGCUUGCUAGCCUAGAACCUCGAUUUAAGGGAUUGAAAUUCGAUGAUAAUGACAAGACAUCUGACGAUAAAGAUAAAGCCAACUCGCCAUUCGAAUCGAACGGUUUGAAAAAGGAGGAAGUGAACUCGACAAACGGAGUUGUGAUCGUGAACGGAAUUGAUGACGACAAGGGAUUUAAUCGCACUCCCGGCUCCCGCCAGCCAUCGCCCGCGGAGGAGCAAAUGCCGCGCGGCUCCACCCUGCUGGACGCGCCGUCCCACCACGGGUCCGGCUUCCCGCAGCACCCGUCGCUGCACCACAUGCUCGGUUCGGCGGCGGCCGCAGCGGCUGCUGCUGCCGCAGUCGGCGCCGGUGCCGCCGGCGGAGCGAACGACGUGGCCCAGCAGGCGGCAGCCGCCGCGCUCGGCUCGUACCACCCCCAGAUGAUUAACCAGAUGAGCCAGAUGAGCCAGCUCAGCCAGAUGAACCAGAUGAACCAGCUGAACCAGAUGCAGAGCCACGUGAUGAACGGCGUGGGCGGGAUCCCGCAGAUUACGCAGAGCCAAAUGGUUAGUCAACCCGGCCAGGGUCCGAACCAGAUUGAGUCUCCUGCGAAUCUGCUCCAGCAGCCGCAUAACUUCGACGUACAGCAACUAUUCCGAUCGAACCCGGGCCUGCCAGCGGCCAGCUCGGCCGUACCGGGCGCCCCCAACGGCCAGCCGCUGCCCCAGUCGGCGCUCUCGCUUUCGGCCCAGCAGCAGCAGUUCCUGGCCCAGCACAAUGCGGCCGCUCAGCAGUACGCAGCGGCGGCGCAACAGGCCGCCCAGCAGCAGCAACCGUACGUCAUCAACCCGGGCCAGGACCCGUCACCGUACAUGGGCGCACUCAUCACGGCCGGCGUCCCGCAGUACUACGGCGUGGCGCCGGCCCCGUGGGGCGUCUAUCCCGCCAACCUGAUCCCCCAGCAGCCCCAGUCACAGCCCCGGAGGCCACUGACGCCGUCACAGCAGGGCGCCGAAAAUCAGCCCUACCAGGUGAUAUCGGCGUUCUACGACCAGAGCGGCUCGCUCGUGAUGGGUCCCCGCACCGGUACGCCGAUGCGGCUGGUCAGCCCAGCGCCACCGGUGCUGGUUCCGCCGGGCGCGGGCGUUCCGCGGGCACCCCAGGCACCGCCCACGAUCUAUCCGCCGCAGCCCCAGACGGCCCAGCAAAGCAUGUACUCGGCCCAGAACGGAUCCGGUGUCGGCGUCGGAGGUCUCGCCCUAAGCACAUCGUCGCUGACCGCGCGGAGGGACUCGUUUGACCGGAACACAUCGGCCUUCAGCCCCUCGCUGGACUACACGUCGGCGUCCACGAACGCCGUGGUGAGCAAUGCGGCGGCCGCAGCUGCAGCCGCUGCCCGGAAGUGGCCCGUCGGAGCCGGCAGUUACGGCGGGUUGAGCGCGGUGGCCGCUUCGGCGAGUCCGCUGGGUGCUUCGAUUACGCCACCGCCCGUGUCCGGGCUAGGUGCGCUCGUGACGAGUCGGGCUCCGGGUGCGGAGACCAAGUAUCGGCAGGUGAACCAGCUGGCGCCGGGAAUCUCCGGCAACGCCAUGUUUGGCUCGAGCCAGUCGCUGUUUUCGAAGCUUUCCGGAUCGGUGAUGCGACCUGCAGCAGCAGCCGCGGCUGCCGUUGCGGCUGUGGCGGCCGCUGCCCCGGGUCUGGAUCGACCCCCGGGACGGUCUCGGCUGCUCGAGGACUUCCGAAAUCAACGCUACCCGAACCUUCAGCUGCGUGAUCUCACCAAUCACAUCGUGGAGUUCUCCCAGGAUCAACACGGAUCUCGGUUCAUCCAGCAGAAGCUGGAGCGGGCGACGGCCGCCGAAAAGCAGCUGGUCUUCAACGAGAUCCUUGGCGCGGCGUACAGCUUGAUGACGGACGUGUUCGGCAACUACGUCAUCCAGAAGUUCUUCGAGUUUGGCUCGCCCGAACAGAAGCAAGCCCUGGCCCAGCAGGUCAAGGGGCACGUGCUGCCGCUGGCCCUGCAAAUGUACGGCUGCCGCGUCAUCCAGAAGGCGCUCGAAAGCAUCCCGGCCGAGCAGCAGCAGGAAAUCGUCCGCGAACUGGACGGCCACGUGCUCAAGUGCGUCAAGGACCAGAACGGCAACCACGUGGUGCAAAAGUGCAUCGAGUGCGUCGACCCGGUCGCGCUGCAGUUCAUCAUCGACGCGUUCCGCAACCAGGUCUACUCGCUCAGCACACAUCCGUACGGCUGCCGGGUCAUCCAGCGGAUACUGGAACACUGCACGCAGGAACAGACGGCGCCGAUCCUCGGGGAACUGCACGCCAACACCGAGCAGCUCAUCCAGGACCAGUACGGCAACUACGUCAUUCAGCACGUUUUGGAACACGGCAAGCCGGAGGACAAGUCGGUGCUGAUUGCGGCCGUCCGCGGCAAGGUGCUGAUUCUGUCGCAGCACAAGUUCGCCUCGAACGUGGUGGAAAAGUGCGUGACGCACGCGACGCGGGCCGAGCGCGCCCUGCUGAUCGAGGAGGUGUGCUCGUUUAAUGAUGCUGGCCUGCACGUGAUGAUGAAGGACCAGUACGCCAACUACGUGGUGCAGAAGAUGAUUGACGUGUCGGAGCCGACGCAGCGGAAGGUGCUGCUGCACAAGAUCCGCCCCCACAUGAACUCGCUGAAGAAGUACACCUACGGCAAGCACAUCAUCGCCAAGCUGGACAAGUUCUCGCUCAAGACGCCCAACUCGAUUGCGGGUGCGGGUGCAGGUGCGGGUGGUGCGGCCGGCGGCGGUCAGGUGGUGGCGAACGCGCCCGGCGGCGGUGUGACGGAAGUGACCGCCAAUGGUACGCCCAAUGGAACCACCGGUGGUCAGCAGCAGCAGCAGCAAGGGCAGCAACAGCAGCAGCAGGUGGUGGUCGCUAGUAAUGGUGUCGUGACGGCAAUGGACACUGGGGCGGCAAGCUUGGGCCCGAUUGGACCACCCCCGACCAACGGGGUGAUGUAAGCGAAUCUGGUAUGAUUUAUACAUAUAUAUAUACAUAUAAAUAUGUUAGCGGUUAGGGAGAAAGUAAGUGGAAAGUGAGAUAGCGCUAGCGCGGAGAAUCUGAACACAACUCCCCACCCCGUUUAAGGACACAACAGGAGGUUUGUUUGGGGAAUGUGUGGAGGUCCGGUUGGGAGCGUGCGCGCGCGCCCCCUGAAAAAAUAGGCACUUUUGUAAAUACUGUACUGUUUUUACGCUCGGAGAUAUUUUUCAUCUCCUUCGAAAUCAUGUUCGUGUGUUAGGCUAACGUUUUCGAUUUUAGUUAACACCUUCUCAUCUCACUCUUGUUAGUAAACUGAUUAUUCUGUAGGCAGAAGACGGAUCUCACUCAGCAGUGUCCUAGCCGGAGAGCGCGUAUAAACUAUUUCGUCGUCGUUUAUGUUUUAGGUAAUAUUUUUAAUGAUGAAAUAUUCUUAACGGAGAUUGCGCGCGCGUGCGCGACUUCAGGACGCACGCAUUCUGAACAAACACACUCCACGCACACUCAACGCCAUAGAGUCAAAAGACUAGCAGAAUUUGAUUUGCUACUCGAGAAACAAGCAACCACAAACCCGCAGAGAUUAUCGUGACAGAAAUUUUAAAAACCCCCAAGUAAUUUUAACCUUCCAACAAACCACAGAAACACAAUAGGCAAUUUAAAGUAUUCUGGACUUCUCCAACACACACAACCCUCUUCGGAGAAGAAAACAGAUUUUGCGCGAACGCUUUUCGAACGACGACGAUGACGGCGGUUUUAGAUUUGUAAGGGCAAAGUAACGGGAGAGAGCGCUCGCUCGCGGAUGAACGCUAAUCACACAGAACACUCUCUUUGUGUAGGAUUUUUGCAUUAUAUAAAUAUAAAUUAUUGAUUAAAAAGCGACAAAGAGAUCCGCGCAGAAGUGUGGCAUUGGAAAAAAACACACACUCUCUCACACACACACACAUAAACAUAUAAAUAUUAUAAAUACUUUAGGUGUAUUCUUGUAUUGUAAUCACAAAAAGGUAGAAGAAGGAAAAAAGUCUCAACUCUAGCGCGUAGUAGGAACUGAACUUGGCAGGAGAGAAGGGAUAGCGCAUGGAUAAAAGGCCAACACCAACUCGCGGAACGGAAAGUCGGUCGUGUUUGCGCAGGGAUUUUGCAGGCAAAACGUGUAAAGAAAUCUUUGUUGUGUGACCCGUGGAAAAAAAAACUUGAUAACAAAACAGUGUGAAAAAACGAGAUCGUUCGAGUUUCAUUGGGAGAGCCAACUUAAAAGUUGGCAAAGAUUGACCAGAUCGAUUCAGGGUGGCCACUUAAGUCGGAAAAUUGGGGAAAAAACCGUGGGAUAUCUUAUACCUUUUGAAAAUUUAACCGUUUUAUGAAAAUAUUGUUGAUUUUGUUUUUCACAGCAAUAAAAAAUAAAAAAAAUAUUUUGAGAAAUAAGUGUUCCAAAAUUUUCUUUAUAGAUUGGGGACAAAAAAAUGCAUAAUUAAAUUAACUGGAAAUAAUUUCCUGCAUGCAGAUUAUUAUAAAAGUACAGGUAAACUGAUUAAAUCUGUAUGAAAGAGAGUUGCUCUCUUGCUUACUGUCUUGCUCCGAAAAGGACUAAUAAGAAAAAGGUUUUUUGCAAUUAAUGGAAAAAAUAGGCGUUUUUAAAAAGCUAGAAAAGUUUUUUUUCACAGCUGCCGUUUCAAGACGAAAAUGAUCAAAAAGUAUUUUUUUUAAAUUAUUUUUUUCAGUAAGCAGUAAGCAAGAGAGCAACUCUCUUAUCGCUCUUUCUACUCUGUUCUUGCUCUAAACAGCAAAGUUAUUAUUUUUUAUUGAGACGAUGAGCAAGAGAGCAACUCUCUCACCGCUUUCUCUACUCUGCUCCCGCGCUCUACACAGCAAGAUAAGUUUUUUUUUUCUAUUAAGACAGUGCAAGAGCUACACAGCAAGAGCAAAUUGUACGCGAUAGCAAAGAAGACUCAAAACGGAAAGGGAGUUGAUUUCUUACUUACUGUCAUGAUCGAAAAAAAGAUCUGAAAAAUAUUUUUUUUAUUUUUUUUUUCGUAAUUGAAAGUUGACAAUUCAGAUAAAAAAGAUUUACCGAUAUUUUUCAAAUUGUAAAUUUUUGAUUACAAAAUGAUAAGUAAAAACGUUUUUUUUAUUCAAUUCUCCAAAGAGCAAGAGAGCAACUGUGCUUUAACCUCACAGCAAGAGUAAACUUUAGCAAACGUGGGAGCAAAGAAGAGUAUAAAUGGAAUGAGAGUUGUUCUCUUGGUUACUGUCAUGAUCAAAAAAGAAUUCUGCAAAAAAAAAAAUUUGUAAUUAAAACUUGAAAAUUUAGAAACAAGAGAUUUACCUUCUAUUUUUUCGAAACGGUUAAAAAAAGUAUUGUUAUGAAUUCUCCAAAGAUCAAGACAGUGAGCAAGAGAGCAACGCGGUUGCAAAGAAGAGUAGACAUGGAACGAGAGUUGCUGCUUUGCUCACUAUCUUGUCCUGAAAAUAAUUCCUGAAAAAUAUGUUACGAAGCAACAAAAAACUUCAGAUUGACCAAAAUAAUACUUGAGAAAUUCUUUCCCGAUCAAGACAGUGAGCAAAAGAGCAAUUCUCAGCAAAUUUGUAGUGCUCUGCUCUGCUCCCGCCAUAGCAAGCGCAAGAGUAAACUGUAGCUAAUCGGGUGCAAAGCCGAGUAAAACGGCGAGAGAGUUGCUCAUUUGCUUACGGUCCUGCCUAAUUCGGAGAGAUUCGUUUCAUGGAGAAACAACUGUUUCAAUCAGUUUUUUGGUGAUCUGCAUUCAAACUUCGCAUAAAAUUUCAAAACUCAAGUAGUAUAUACUUUCCCAUAAUUUCAUAGCCGGCCGAAAUGUUAUUAGCUUGGCUUAAGGUGGCCACCCUGUGCACAACAACAGUUGCAGCGGGAAACUAGGAAGAAGAAAAAAAGUCGGUCAAAAUCGGAUUAUCCCGGGCAGAUUCCACCCUACACGUUUCGGUUCCGAUGCACUAGAGCGACAAAACAGCAGCGCGUGCCGCGCAAUGUUUUAAACCUUUGAGUAACUUUAGAAGUAGGGAAAAGCUCGAUUGUUCGUUUUUAAGAAAUAAGGCUACCGUAGGAAACAAAAACAGAAAGAAAACUGCAAGAAACAAGCAUUUUAACGUUUUUUCAAAUGACGAAAUGAGUAACUGCGAGAGAAAAAAAUAAACCAAGUUGGUUGAGAAAAAAUGUUAGAAUCACGCAAAACAAAAAAUAAGCAACAUCGUAUCAAUUAGUUAUUUUAUUGUUAGAAAACCAGCUGGCAUAGGGAUCAUUUUUUCGAUGGAAAUAAACAAAGAAUUUGAAUAAGUACACGUAAACCAGCGAGAGAAGAGGCAAAGAGGGCCCCCGCAAUCCGGAAGGGGUGACAAAAAAAGUUAAAAAUCAUCUCUUUUCUUGCAAUUUCUCUCUCUCUCGUAUGAGUUGGCUGAUUUAGUUUAAUUGAUACUUUAUAAGGGACUGAUUUGAAGCUUGAACGAUUGUGGUCGGGUGACGAAUAUCCUCAAUUUUCGUUGCUGGAAAUAUGCUCUCUGUCAAAUAUGAUUAACCUAUCGUGGCUAAUGAAAAUUGUUAGGACAAAAAUCGUGCUGGUGAGAAAUUAGACAAAUUUAAAAAAAGGAAAUCCGUAUCGUUUCUCCACAACUGCAACAACAAAAAACUUAACUCUUUCCUCAAAACGACAAACAAAACUCAACAACUAGGCAUUUAACGCCGCGAAGAGUGGCAAAUUUUGGCAGAGACGAUCGAUCGAUUUUAUGUUUUCUCUCGUUCCGGCGUUGCGGGAAAAUUGCGCACGCAUUUAAUUUAAUUUUUAAACCCCAUUUAAAAAAAUCCAACAAGGUAAUACAACUAAAUAUAAUCCCAUAGUGGAAGUAAACUGCGAAGAAGAAAAAAAACAUGAUAGCAUUUAUUAAGAAGGAACGUAAACUUGAAUGGAAAAGAGGAAGACAGUAUAAAAAAAGAGCAAGCAAAUGUGGUUAUCUCUCAAAUAAUUGAAGGUAGUGUUUAAAACUGCAAGCAAAGAAAGGAUAAAAUAAAAUGAAACUCUUCAAACACAUAGAUAAAGCGAAAUAAAAAAAGUGAACAAGUAAAAUCAGUAGCAGUAAGGAGAUAAUUCCCACGUUUUACAUGCAUUCAUUUUCUGUCAAUUUUCAUGUAACUGUCAAAGGUUAAAGUAAGGUAGGAAGUCGAAUAAAAAAAAAAAGAAACUGACAUAAACUUAAUUCGCGACAAAAGUUAGAAAAAAAAAGUAAGCUAAAUUUUAAUUUUUUGAACGAAUAUUUUUCAAGCAAUUUCAUCCAAAAUCACUCAAAUUUCGUCAAAACCAAGCUGCGCCAGCUUUUUUGAGACAAACGUCAGAAUUUGGCUAAAUUUUACCCUAAAAUGAGUACUUUUUUGAUUUUGUCAACUGUCAGAUUAUGCUAGAUUUUGUCUCAUUUUAAUCCAAAAUUGAGUCUUAACACUAAUUUCUGCGUAUGUUUGGUUUUAACAAAAUUUGAAUGUUUUCAGAUGAGGGUGCUUUUUGCAAAGUUUGCCUUUCGCAUCGCUUUGGUGAAAACACAGGAAUCGCAUUUUAAUCAUUUGGCUAGCGCAAUUUCGACUGGCAAUGGCUAAUUAAAUUUUGCGUAAAAUGCUUCCAUCAAGAUAAUCAGUUUUUAGACAGGUUUGUUUUUGCUCAUCUCAUAAACUGCUUUAAAGUACUCAAAAUUGAGUACUGCCUCGAAGGUACGCACACACUCAAAAUAAUUCAAUGUUCAUCAAAACCGAACCUACUCAGAAAUGAGUAAUCGGGAGAAAUGUCAGUUUUGAGUGACUUUCACUCAGAAUUCUACAAAAAAAUGAUUUAAUUUUACUCAGAUCUGACAGUUUCCAUUUUCUCAUUUCUGAGUAAGUUCGGCUUUGUAGAAAACAUGAAAUGUGCUCAUAAACUGGUUUGAAUUGUUAUUACUUGUUUCAGAGUUAUUUUUACUCAUAAAUUUUAAAAAUCAAAACCACUCCGAAUUUGAUUUUUUGUGAGUUUGCUUUAAACUCGUUUCACAACAAUUUAAUUCAACUUCCUUUUUGAAAAAAAUCUCGAGCGCAAAUGAAAUUCAUUUGAGAAUUAAAAAAAUGGACUCAAACUUUUUUCCAAUACGGUGUAAGCAAUUUUGGGUAACUACUUACCUUUCCCAAACUGAAUUAAUUUGCUGCAAGCUGCGGGGCAAACUGGCAAUCAUUCGAUCCUUAACAUUACGUCGAAAACUUUCAAGUCGCAAAAUUAGCGCGAUUGUCUGAUUAGGAAAAACACAAACUUGGUGCGCAAAACAUACACACACACACACUGCGAACGGGGUAAACACGUGCCUUCUUUCUCACACGAAUCUCGUUUCGUCCUUGUCUUGCUUGUUUUGUCUAGUUUGAUUAUGUUCUAACUCGCGGGACGGAAUACACGUUCAGCUCUGCUGGGUGUUGUUUUGCGCAUCGAAGGGGCUUUACCCUAAAUUGGGUACGCUGCAGGUGUUUUGUUUACUUUAGGGUUUUUUUUAUCGUUUCUAGAUAAACUUUUCCACUUUGAAAAGUGUAGUAUUUUUGGUAGGACUAUUAAUAUUAAAAUAUAUAAAACUUUUCUAAAACUAAACCAAUAAAGCAAGCCACUGAGACUCAGUGAGUAUAGUAAAGAGGAAAUUAAAACGAUGAGGAUGUAAUUUGAGUAAUCCACACACACACACACACACACAAUUAAGGUGAAAUAAUGUUGUAUAUCGCUGUACAAAAUUUAUAUAGUUAUUUUAUACCGGACUAAGACAGACCAGAAAAGCAACUUUUAGCAAAACGGCAAAAAAAAUCACACAAAAAAUAACAAUUGGAAAAAAUAGUGUUAAUUGUACAUUAGAGUUCACAUGUAGAAUUUUGAAAAUGCAUAACAAACAAAUAAAAAAACGCAAAUCAACAUCGCCUCCUCCAGCCGUUUGUAAAUUUGUGCAGUUACUGCGAAAGUCAGGAAAAAAAAACAAGUGUAAAAUUUCGUGUAAAAAUAAUGUGUUUUUUCGUGUAGGAACAUUUUUAAAAACGCAAAACCAAAAUCGAGAGCCACCUUUCGAGCUCUUACGAGUUGGAUCCGUGUGCAACUGCAACCGGCGCAGCUCUGUGCGCCUUGCAUGUAAAUAACCUGUGUAGUAUUAUUCCACCCUUCCCCCCCAGUCCGGUGGAAACCGACGCGCGAAAGUUAGGAAUCGGAGGAAAGGACGUCACGAUUCCAGUGUAAUGGUGUUUUGAUAAAUUUUCGACAUGUUUUCCGAAGCGUGUUGAGGGGGUUUUAAUCGCUGUCCGUUUUUAAUUUUCUAUUUCACGUUUAAAAUGUUCUAUUUUUCGUUAAAAAUGAUGGUAAUGACCCACUGAACAAACAACGGUGCAAGAUAAUUUAACCUAAAAGGACUAAUUACUCAUCAAAGUGCAGUCAUGACAACAAACCGCUGUCACUACACUCAAAGUAAAAAGUAUCCUUUUUUCAAGUUCACCCGUCGUCACCCUUUAAAAGGGUAUCGAAAAUGUACUGAAUUUGACAUACCCUUUUAAAAGGGUGACGCCGGGUGAACUUUAAAAAAGGAUAGAAAGUAUCCUUUUUGAGGAUUGAAAGUACCCUUUUGAGGGAUACUUCUGACUUUGAGUGUACGGUUUUGCAUCCUCCAAGGUGAGUAUACUAGAUAAGGUAAGGUAGGUGUUCCAGGUGUCAGAAAAUAGUUUGAUUGAAACCUAAAUUUCACGAUUUUCUAUUUUUUUUUGGGUUGUUCAGCAUACCUAACUGAAUCGAAAAAUGCUUUGAAAUGAAAUAUUCGUUCAAAAAAUUAAAUUCAACUGAAAACGUAUUUCGAUUCAGUUUGACAUGUCAAACAACCUUACAAAAAAAAAGUCCGGUGAAAUUUGCCGAAAAAUAAAGCACAGUUUUGACAGCUGGAAAACACAUUUAACCUUAUCUAAUCUACAUACCUUGGCUACCCUCGAAUGAAAAACAAACAUUUCGUGAAAAAAACUAACUCACAUUGCCUCAAAACCGAACUUAUCCAAAAUUGAGUUCAGUAAGCAAUGUCAGAUUUGGGUGAUAUUUUUACAAAAUUUGAAGGGAAUUCAUCCAAAUCUGACAUUUGAUUCGAUACAAAUUUUUGAAGUAGUCCAGAGUAUGUUUUGCAGUGUUUGCAGUACUUACACGCUCAUCCAAUUUUAUUCAUUUCUAAGUUAUUUGACUCAAAAUAUGUCAAAUUAGAAGGAACUUAAAAUGUGAGUCUUGAUACUUUUCUUUUAACUCAUAGUUGAUUAAAUUUCACCAGCAUUUGAGUUAAUUUUACUCAAAUUCAGUUAUUCCGAAUGAGCCUGUUAAACCCGAUAAGAAAUUUGCCUAGUUCUUUGUCGCAGGCCCCCGGACAACAUCUAGAAUUUGGCUCGAUGUAGAGCAAAAUGUUUUAUCUUUUCGUUUCCUAAAUUGGACAGUGAUUCAAAGCUUUCCUGAACAACUCGCCGUGUAACUGUGUAGCACACGCGCCCACUUGUUAUUUGUUUUAUUCUAUGGAUUAGACACCAGAACAAAGCUUAAAUAUUGUCAUUGAACGCAAAAUCCAGUCACAGCGAAGGAGAGCAACAGUUCGUACACAAACAGUCUGUGGAGCUUGAAGUGUAAAAAUGUAAUGAAAAUAUUUGUAAUAUGUUUGUAAAUCGGAAUUUUUCUAUAAAUAUAUUUUAACAAAAACAAACCAGAAAUCGCGCGAAUCUGUAAAGUCAUCAAAACAAGCAACAAACAAAAAAAGAGAAGCUAUCAUCCAGUGUUAAGGCGCAAAAUCGUGAUAUGUACAGAGAACAAAACUUUUUUACUAACCCGAAGAAGACAAAAAAAGAAGUAUCAACCGCAAAACAAAACAAAAAAACAAACACACACACAGACCACAAAUUCAGAAAUAAAUUAUUCAAAAAUCGGCCCAUUUUUGUACGACGGCACACACACACACACACACACACACUCAUAGGCAGUUUCGACGCAAAAGCGAAAACAAAUUUUGUUGUUGAUGCGAGAUCCAUUUUUUAUUCGAGGCAAGAGAGAUAAAAACAAUCUGUGAUUCAAAUGCUUUUUGUUUCCUUUUUCAUAAAAUUUCAUUUCGGUUUGUCCUCAUGAGUUGAUAUUUGUAAUAGGAAAAGAAAACUAACUUUGAACAUAAAGUGCGAACACGCGAAAUCGCUGUAAAAUGUGUACAAUUUUAUAAAUAGGCUAUUUUAAAAAAACAAAACAAACAAUCGAUGGAUCAUGAGAAAUUCUUGAAAACGUUUCUGCCUUCUGAGAGAAGCACCUGGUGUUGAGCGCGAGCUGUGCUACGAACUACGUUUUUACGAAUAAAAUAAAAUAAAAUGCAAUAACAAAAGAGUACCCACUUUUUGAAAAGCGGGGAAAAUAGAACAGCAUUUCGCACGGACACACAAACACACACGGAAAAGUAUUUUUGUACAGAGGAAGCAGCAGUUUUAUAGCGCAAAAAUAACUCAAGAAUUUUUCCUUGUACGAUAAUCGUGUACAUUUAUUUUACAACAUACAAAACGCUUAUUUGUAAUUAACUAAAGAGCAAAACGCGCGUGAACUGUAAAUUUUUGUGAAGAAAAUCAUCUGUACAAAGCAAAGCAAAACCAACACCACACACAAACACUAGCGAACGUGAACAAACAAACAAAAAAAAUCAAUGACAAUAUUUUUGAGUUCGAAUCCGGCUUCGAAAUCGUCGAGCUCUCGCGAUCGAGCAACCCUUGUUGAAUAUCCAAUGCGGGAAAACAUUUGGUUUUCAUCAGAAUUUACUCAGAUUGCGUCAAACGCUGACUUACUCAAUAUUGAGGUUGAGUCAAAUGUCAAACAAUGGGUAAUUUCCCCAUUUACCCAAACUUCAGUUGAACUAGUUCGGAUUUGAAUUAAAUUUACUCUAAUUUGACACUUUUCUAAUAAUUCAUUACUGAGUAAGUUUGUUUUUGACGAAAUCUUUGUUUUUUUUUUAAUUAUAUUGAAACAAUCAAACAAUUAUCAUUAGAAAGCGAUGUACAUAAAAAAUAACAACAUAGCAACAAAAGUAUGGGUUGGAAUUAAGUAUUAACGAGACAAGUUUCUAGUAAAUGAAAUAGAACACGUAAAAACUGCCACCAAACUUGCAAAUAAAUAAAAAAGAAAAAGUUCGAACGGAAAAAGCACACAAACACUCGCAGCGUCACUCUUUUAGAAAAAAAUAAUUUAAUUUUAAAAAAUCCCACAUUCAGUUUUGAGAGCAAUGCUUAAAAAGUAACCAUUUAGCGCGUUGGAUAAAAAGGAGACGAGACAAAAACAACAAGAAAAAAAAAGAAAGCGGCGAACGGAGAAUAGAAGAAACCAAAUAGCAAGCGGAAAAGGGCGAUUGAUUAACAAAAGGGGAAAAAACGGAUGGGGAAGUGGCUCCCGAGUCGGCCAAAAUUUGGACGAUGAAAGAGGGUGCAAGAGGCGAUGGUGGAUCAAAUUCAUUUUAGUAUAAACACAAAUACACACACACACGAAAGGUACGCGGAACCUUAAAACUACUCCCAGCUGACAGACGGAGCGUGGAAUGCAUUGAGAUUUUCCAAUUUAAAGCUAGGUGUAACUUCGGUAAUUUU
Molecule: messenger RNA, 15191 nt
Organism: Culex pipiens pallens (northern house mosquito)
Lineage: Eukaryota; Metazoa; Arthropoda; Insecta; Diptera; Culicidae
Product: maternal protein pumilio-like
Exons: 15
Coding region: 1492-5550 (1352 amino acids)
Biological process (GO): post-transcriptional regulation of gene expression
Cellular component (GO): nucleus; cytoplasm
Molecular function (GO): mRNA 3'-UTR binding
Source: RefSeq, a predicted model, not a curated record